UAUCAUGCAUAUGCCAUUUAUUUUAGUGAAUACCAUCCAUACUUUCUUGUGCUAUUACUCUGAGAAUGGAUCCAAUGACAGUCAUGACAGCAAAAGAAGCAGAAGCCGUUGUGAAUGUGAAGACGUCGUCUAUGGUAAAGCCAGCCAUCAUGGCCCACAGGCAGACCAUGUUUCUCUCUAACCUUGAUCUUGGUUGGUUGCCCAUCAACAACGUUCAGAGGCUUUUCUUCUACCCACAAUCUCCUUUCAACGAAUAUUCUUCUUUAAUAGAAGGCCUAAAGAAAAGCCUCUCCUCAGUAUUAGUGUAUUUCUAUCCUCUGGCUGGUCGUUUGAAGAUGGGAGAAUCCGGCAGACUAGAGGUUGAUUGCAACGAUGAAGGCGUGGAAUUUAGAGAGGCAUCAAUUAACAUACUCUUCCAAGACUUGGAAAAAGAUGGGUUUCGGCGUAAGCCCUUCUUCCCAAAGCUUGUCCACGAGGUGGAUCUUUCCGCAGAUGAAACUUACACUAGACCUCUACUGCUAAUACAGUUUACAGCUUUUGAGGGAGGGGGGAUAUGCAUCGGAACCACCCUUCAUCAUGUUAUAGCAGAUGGAAAUUCGUUUUGGCAUUUCAUGACAUCAUGGGCAGAGUGUAGCAGAGGCCUCCCCCUUUCCAAACCUCCUCAGCACGAGAGAACAGUUUUCAAACGAGAUAACAAGAGUACUCUGUCAAUUUCUUUCAAAGCCCAUGAGAUAAUAAGCAAUGGGAUUGCAGGGGUCAAGAUUUUCAAGUUUGUAUCUGACAAUUCACAAUCAGACCACAUAAACCCAUGUAGCAGAAGGAACGUGGAAAAGCCCAACGAGGCUCUCGAGAAAUGGGUGGAGACCAAGAGGAAAACGGAAGUGAUUUACUCAACAUUUUGCUUUACAGAAGCUAUGAUACAAGAAUUGAAACAACGAAGCAGAGCAUCGAGUUCUUUUGUUGCUGUGGCCGCUCAGUUUUGGAGAUGUGCAAUGAGAGCACGCGAGGUACCGCAGGAAGAAAGCGUUUAUUUCUCAUUGUUUGGUGACUGCAGGGUUCGUGUUAAGCCGCCUCUGCCUCCAACAUAUUUUGGAAAUUGCUUAUGUAUUGGUUUGGCACAGACAACAGCAAACAUACUGAUCAGCACCGACAUUUCCUUCGCUGCGGAUGUUAUCCAGCAGCUCAUCAAUUCCUGUACCUCGGAAGAUCAGAUUAACUAUCUGAUUGACUGGGCGGAUUCUCCAGACAGAAGUUUUGUAAAGUUAUUUAGAGAAGCCGGGUGGAACUAUGGAACUAACGCUGUAAGUUCUCCACGAUUUCCGUUGUACGAGAUAGAUCAUGGAUGGGCGAAGCCUUCAGAUGUGCAGACUGCAACAAUGAAUGAAAUUGGAAUAAUGUUUUUGUCAUGUGCAAAGGAUGGAGGAAAAAGCAUUUGUGUCUCCACUUGCCUUCCGCAACACCAGAUGGACAUCUUAAAUCACCUUCUAUUCUGCUCGUCUCAGUAGAAUGAUUUCAUUCUAGCAUGAUGCAAUCUAUGGGUAAUCUGUGUGUAACAAGGGUUUCGUGAUUAGCAGAAGCAAAAAUUUGUGAUGAAGAACAUCUCCUACGUCGUUGUACUUUGUGCUCUGAUUUCCCGCCUAUCAGCAUCACAGAAAGGGAAUAAACUAUUUUAUUAUAGAUAUCACUAUUAAUUCAAUCUUGUAGAAAAUCAACCCCUUACUAGAAAUGACUAAUGUAGAAGGUUUAGG
This is a messenger RNA of Cryptomeria japonica (Japanese cedar), 1748 nucleotides long. RefSeq names its product hydroxycinnamoyltransferase. Bases 66 to 1505 code for a protein of 479 amino acids. The transcript has 2 exons. The record is from RefSeq and is a predicted model, not a curated record. Lineage: Eukaryota; Viridiplantae; Streptophyta; Pinopsida; Cupressales; Cupressaceae.